Molecule: messenger RNA, 7098 nt
Organism: Leishmania mexicana MHOM/GT/2001/U1103
Lineage: Eukaryota; Euglenozoa; Kinetoplastea; Trypanosomatida; Trypanosomatidae
Exons: 1
Coding region: 1-7098 (2365 amino acids)
Source: RefSeq, a predicted model, not a curated record
AUGGAUGUGGUCGGGCCCAUCUCUCACACAGAGGUGCCAAAGCGGAAGUCCUCGGCUAGGGGCGCGGUUAUAGCUGCCCCGAUCGCGCUGAAGUGCGUCAAGCAACCCGAGCAGGAGCUAGUCGUGUGGCUGGGAUGGAAGGGGUCUAGAAACUUCAAGAAGAGCGGAAAAGGUCUGCACAAAGUCCUGUACGUCUGCACGACCGCCACUCACUCUGGCGUCUUUUUCACUCACCACAGCGGCAAGCGGCUGGGAUUUGCUCUCAUCACGCAUGAUUCGCGCAACCCGCAGAAAUUGAAGAGCAAGCCUACCCUCUACAAGAGGGAGCUGUCUGGCUUGAUGGCGGACGUCUUGCACGAUGGAGAGAGCAAAAAGACAACCGCGAAGGGAGGUCAGCUAGUGACGGUGCGGCAGGCGGUGCUUCGCCAGACCCUCGAGGGGCACGUCCUCGCAGCUGUCUUUGUCAACCAGCGCGGCGAUGUGUACGCGGUAGUCGCGCACUUGGCAAACAACACGUGGCGCAAGUGGAGGAUGGAGGCCGCAGUCGGCUCCAUGCCUUGCAUCCACGUACCAGAAGGCGGCCGCGAUGUGCGGUUUGUGCACUGCGACAUAGACGCGCCCGUCGAUCACACCUCCGCCGUUGUCGCCCCUUCCCUUCCCUUGGCUCUCUCGACGUUCGAUCGCGUCUCUGGAAGCAGCGCCAACUUGUCGGCGCAGGUGGCGGCCACCACACCGCCUCUCCUCUGUGUCAUAGUCCGUGAGGUCAUUCUGCCUACGCGCGGCUCCGGGGUUGCGGUGGUGCGGGUCUUUCAGAGUCAAUGCGUCGAGCGCAUGAGUGCCGACGUCCGGGAGAUGCCGGAGCCUUGCCUUACCUACGUGGAUGAGGCAACAGCGGUGUACACUGUCGUUGUGUCGUGGGAGCAGUCCAGCUGUCUCCUGCACAUGCGGGACUCGCUGUUCGGGUCGGAGCUGAUGACGAGCUGCGCCACGGUGGCUGGGUUGCACCGACCAAUCAGCGCAUGCACGCUCUCGAUUCCGAACCCGCUCCGACCUCGAGGUGCCCGGGUCUCGCUGGUGCUGUGCGACGACAUGAGGGUGUACUGCUGUGAGCAGUUCGGGCAGGUAGUGUCGGUGUCGCUCAGCAUCGACGACGUGGACUGCUCCAUGUUGAUGCUUCCCGUGCCACUGGCGAAAAAGUCGUCCAAGAAAAUGAAGACAGCGAUAACACUGCCAGCGCGGCUCAUACCUCUGAAAAACCAAACAGAGGUUCUCUGCACGAACGGGACUGUCGGGCUGUUCUUGCGCGUAACGUCCGCUGGUUUUGGCGAGACGGUGCCGGCACCACCCGACCUGGCGGUGGAAGGCACCGGCGAGACAGCUGGCUGUGGCGCGGCGGGAGAUGCUGAAGUUGGAGCCGCAGCACUGCGUCUGUGUUUGCUGUCGUUGCAGCAGCUCUCUGCGCGUGCUAACCGCCACGACCUACCGGAUGUGGUCUUUCGCCAUAUCAUGCCGCACUUGCAAUACGUGGGUACCUCGCAACAGGAGGUGAUGCUGAUCCAGCGCGUGUACGAGCAGCUGCUGCAGAUGGCCGAGCCGAUCCUGGAGCCCGAGUGGAGCUAUCUCUGGGUACUCACCUCCCUUCUCCAAAAAGCCCUCGUGAAGCGUGGCAGAGACAACGAACUGCAGUACACCGAUGCGUUCUUUCUGCAGCUGGCCGACACGUACCGGCAGAGCAGCUUCGCCUCUCCCAGCGGGGCGGCGCUCGUGGGUGAUGGUGUCCGGGCUAUGGUGUCGACGGAGGCACAAGACGUGAUUGCCGCACCGACGCCGACCGUUCCCGCAGAGGCGAUCUACGUUCUUGAUGGGUUGGCGGCAGGCGUUGCGCCGGUGGCCUUAGCCGAGGAGAUUGUGCGGCGCUUGGUGAACACCGACACCCUCUCGAACGGUACCUGCGUUGUGGCGUCUCAGGCCGAUGUGGCAGACUGCGUGCACUGCAUGGGAUGCGUGCUCGUGGCGAGCUGUCUAGACCUCAGCGUGUUUGUAAUCGCCGACGAGGCGCGCGGGCUGCGUGUGUCUCUCCAGCGACCGCAGAAGGGCGUGUGUGUUGCGGUCCAGCCGCACACUUUCGCGAGCCAGAGGGAGUUCGAAACUGCCCUGGGCUUGGCAGGCGAUCUCCUCUCCGUCUCCUCCGCUGACGCGUCCUUCCGGCCCGAUGUAGCACUUCUCACGCUAGGCAUUGGGAGGCGGCAGCAUUGCCUGAACGCCUUCCUGCAGCUCUUUUCUCCGGUGCUGCGCCACGCGAUGGAUGCGUUGACGCCGCUUUCCAGCAAUCGAACUUGGUUUGAGAAGUGCGUCACCACGCUGACGCAGUCCUCCACUGAAUGGGUUGCCAGUCUGCUGCGCAAUGGCGCCAGCGACACCUUCACCAUCACGGCGACUUUUUGCCACCUGUUGCGUGCAGCGCAGCGCGGCGUGGAUGCCGCCUUUUUUCGGAGUCUCUCGCGCACCCUCUCUGAGGAGUUUUGCACCACCGCGCUGGUAACCAUCCUCUUCCACCAGACAGAGCUGCUGCUGGCCGCUAUCCAGAAUUACGCCUCGGCAGUGGCGGCCUGCGUCUUGACGAAGAAUAGUGAAGCAGGAAGGGACGCCAACUGGCAGGCGACGGACGUGGGUCGGAUUCGUCUGCAAGCGGCGCUGGCGCAGACAUCUGCCUUGUGGGCCCAGAUCGACUCCCUGUCUCCCUACCGUGUACGUGAUGUAGCCGAGAGCUACCGCAUCUCCGCCAGCAUCUCAUUGGCGUCUACCGCCAGUGCGGCGUCUGCUUCGACCGAGGGGACGAUGGUAUCACGCACGCUCGUGCUGUGCUUCCGGAUUUUUUGCCUCGUGCAGUGCUCAAUGGCGGCAGAGGAAGACACGAGCCUGGCAGUAAGCGUUGAAUCGACUAGUUGGACGACGAGCGACGCCGCUGUGAGGGACUGCCAAGGUGUGCUGGAGACCAUCUACCUGAUGGCUGGCGGCCCGUUGCCGCUCGAGUGGUUCCAGUGGAAGUUUAUCUCAUCUGUGAGGCACGCAGCUGCCAUCAAGCCAACUUGGGCACCGUACCUAGUGCGCCUGAUGCAGCUGUCCAAUGUGCACCAAAGCAGCAGCGCAACUCUUAAGCGCGACUUCUACAGCCUACUAGACACCCUGCAGAGCCGUGGCGCGUCUUCGACAACGCCAGCGGAAGGGGGGGAUAUACAGGGGGCUGUCGCAGCGGCGGAGUCUGCCGUUGGCGCUCUCGCAGCCCAGGCAGAGCACCACAGUGCAGCGGCCGCAACGGAAGGCGGUAGCCCGGCGCCAUCGACAAGUACUGCUUUCUUCAUCUUUUCCCACCAGCGCGACGCGUCGCUGCCCAGCUGGACACGUUCGCACUCGCUGCCAGAGCGACAGCACCUUUUUUCUUCCACCUGGGUCGACGUACUGUGGACGCUGGAGCGUGUACCCGGUGCUCUUGAUCGUGCUUGUGCGGCAACCCUAGCUCGAAUCCAGCUUGCGGCAUCGGAAAUGGCGACGACGGGACAGGGUGGAGACCAGCCGCCGGUGCUGUCCGAGGAGCUCGCGCUUCCCCUCUAUGCACAUCUCUACCGAUUGCGCCCUCCGGUGCGGAUGCACGCAGUGGCAGACGCGACACCAGCGGAAAGCAACGGCGCGUCUCUCGGUGUGCAACAGCGCGUAGAUCGUGCCCAGCAGCAUGAGGAGGCCCCGCGCGAAGCCACCGCGACCCCCGAAAAUCUUGCCGCAAAACCUCAGCAGGAGGAUGCACAGGUGACUGUUGCACCCUCUGUAGACACAACGACAUCUGCACCGCUCCCCUCGUUAAGCGCCGAGCCCGAGGCUGCGGUGCGCACGGGCACUAGUGAGACGAUGCCCAAGAGGCAAGCCAGCAGCGACGCCAACGCGGGUCCUCCUGCUGCUGCUGCUGCUUCGGUGGCGGUGACGGCUACACCGGCGGCCCCGGCGCGGAGUUGUCUGUACUCUCCAGCCAGUGUGGCGUGGUGGGACACGCUAGAGACGACACCAAGCCGUCCUAGCGCGUUUGAUGUAAAGGUGGAGUGUGCCACCGCCACCUCCACGCCUCCUGCCACCGCCGACGACAACGGCGAGAGCUCCGACUCGGGCACAACGUACACCACAUCGACCAGCAACUAUGUCGACCCGGUCGCCACGCUCGAGUCAUUUCACCGCCGUUGCUACACGAGAGGUGACGGUCAUGCGGCAGCGGAGAGUAUCGGCAGCAGCUGGAGUGACUCGGAGUUGCACCUCUGCAAGCACCGGUAUGCCGUUGCCCGCUCGCAAGCGCAACACAGCGCAAGAAAGAGAUGCCGCUGCUGCAGCCGGCCGAUGCGCGUCGACUACCGAGGCCGCUCAGCCGGGAGGCGAGGCGAGGUUGCCGACAAUGCCACGCCAGUACGCGUGCAGUGGAGCCGGACGGCGAAAGAAACGACUGCACCGUAUGUGCGGUCGCCGCUGGUCACCGCGAAAGGGCCGACAGCCACUGCGGCGCGGUCAGCUCUCCUGAGCUUUUCAGCUCGGCUGCAGCCCCCCGAGGAACCGCCGACGCUCCGCGCGCAGUCUGCGCGAACUUCACUGGCGGCGCCGUUCUCCCUGUUGACCUUUCCCUUCGCGUCAAAGGGGCAGCAGGCGUCGCGAGUACGGCUGUGCACAUUAGACGGCGACCGCGUCCGCUAUGUUGAUGGACGGGACAUGGUGCCGCUGUUGGUCACCAGUCGCCCCGGUGCCGGCGCCACUGCGGGUGCCUUGCUGAAGGUGCCCCCACUGCCUGCAACGAGCGUGUUUCCAGCUCCUCAACCGCUCGUACGUCUCCCCUCGCAGUCUGCGGCAGCACAGCCCGAGCAUCGUGACACGCGAGUGCCAUCUGCAGCAGAGGCGGCGCAGCCGGUGCGGUUUGUGGAGGCGGGGCAUGCAUAUCCGCAAGUGCCGCGCCCACCCGCCGGCGCUGCUCCACCAGCAGUGGAUGCUGCCAGCCUGCAGGCUACCGCCGCGAGCGCACCUGUGCCCGCUCGAGCAGCGGAAGCGAUCAUCUUUCCCUAUGUCGGUUUUGCGACACCCGUCGCUACCGCAUCUGCGCCGCCCGCGCCGGCCACCGUGACUCCACUGCCGGCGCCAACGACUCUUCCCAUAAGCACCCCCAGUGUACUGAGCCCUGCGCAAAUGAGCGACUUCCGCCGCUACACUGACAACCUGUUGGCUCGACAGACGGGAAGCACACGUUCACACGCCGCGACGGCUGCAUCUGUUCCGGCUGCGGCACCUCCGACGGCGGACCGCCCCUCCACGGCCCCCGCGGCGACAACUGCCGUCGACACUGCAGGGAUAACGCGGUUGAUCCAGCAGCAAGAGGAGUUCAUCCGGAAAGCUGAAGCUAUUAUUGAGAAAUGCAGGGCUGAAAAGGAUGGCUUCUAUCGACGGGUCGAGGAGAGCAUCCGCAGCGCCACCGCGGCUUUCCAGCAGCACCAGGGACUGAGCCCGGUGGAGCAGGCGCAGCUUCUCCAGAACUCUAUCAAACAACGCAAUGAGCUUCACACCCUCAACCACCAGCUCCUGGAGUUGCAGUUAUCUGCCGCCCGUGCCGGUGGCGAGGCGCCGCCAGUGCCCACCGUGGCUUCAGCCACCUCUCAAACAGCGCCGUCACGCGUGACUGCCACCGGUGCGACCCAGACGCCGCCGCAACUAAGGGAGAGCGUUGGUGUGUCAUGGGCGGCGACGAGCGGCUCCGCUGCAUCCACGGCUGCAGCCGCCGCCCCAGUGCUACCCCCUGCCAUCUCGACGCGGAGGCACGAAGGAAUGCGAGAAAUUUUGUCCGACCUACAGCGACUUAACGCGGAGCUCAUGGCAAGUAGUGCGUCGGCCGAAGCCAUGGACAGGGCUGUCAAAGAGACGCGUGAAGUCAUCGAGCGAUACGAGCGGACCAAGACAGCCGAGGCACUGACGGCGGAGGGAAUCGCCCUGAUAUCGGCGAUGCGCCAGCGCACUGCUGAAAUUGAGCGCCAGCUGGCGGAACAACCGCAGAGGGUUGAGCAAAAAAACACUACUGACGCAAAGAGAUCCUCGAGUGUGUGGGUGUCACAGUUUUCCGUGACCGAUACAGUCGAGGGCUCACCGGCAAACGCUCCACCUGCCGCGUCGCUGGCAGCAUUCACUUCGAGCCCGGCCGUGGUGCCGCCAUCCUCGUUGCACUUCACAGCGCAGGCCGGGGCGUCAGCGGGGUCGGCAGGAGAGGCGCUGCUCCCACAGGACUGGACCCAGCACUUGCCGUCGAGCAGCCCAUUCGGAUCGGUGUCGCGCUCUGCCUCGGUGCCUCAGACAGCGAAACCGCCGCAGCCACUCUGGGUGCCACCACCCACAGCUUCAGUGCUCACUGCACCGGUCGUCUCAUACGCAACACAGCGCGCCUCCUCCAUGUUCACCUCCGUUUCCUCUGUCCCCAUCGAUGAGCCGACAGUGCUUCGGCCCGCGACGCCGAAGGGGGCGUUGCCGCCCAGUGCGAGUUUUCAUGCUGAGCGGGCUGCCGGAGGUGAGGUGCCGAGUCUGCACCUCUGUGAAACAGUGGAGUGCACAACCCUUGAUCCGCCACAAAUCAUGCCUUCCUGCGUGAGUGCACCGCGAGUGGCCACUCAGAUGCGUGAUCUGGGCAGUUUGUUCAUCGAAACUGGCGGUCGGUAUGAGACCCGGCGUAACGUAAGCACUGCUCCGUCGCAUGCGAGAGCAGCAGCUUCUCCUCUACGCAGGAUGCCGGCGCGCUCGCCGGCGCGCAGGCCUCCCGCUGCGGUGCGACGCUUUUCCCCAUCCGCACAGACGCCGGGACGCUGCCAUCACAUGCAUGAGGACCGCUAUGCCAUGUACCGAGCGACGUCGAGCCCAGCACAGGUGCGCCAAGGAGCCGCAGCCACGCCUUGUGUCCCUGCCCCGGGCGCGCCUUUUGCGCCGGCCUCACGUCGUGGGUCAACUGGUAAUGUGUUUGUGGAUCGACAGCAGAGCAGACUCAUCGCUAGUAUUGCUAAGCGCAUGCAGCAGCUAGAGCAGGAGCUCUUUAUGUAA